UCUCUCUCAGCAAUCAGCAACAGGCAUACACACCAUACCUACCACACUCCCUAACUCUAACGGGCGGGCGCGCGAUUGCAGCAUUGCUACAUACCUAUCUGACCUCCACCUUCAGCCACCCCCUCACUCACUUGCCGACCGUUGUUCUCCCCAAAACUCCAGUUAUCCGCGUGCCUGCCUGCCUGAUCGCCCUAUCGCCAGUUGCGCGAAGCUCGGCUUGUGCCCGUCGCUAGCGCCGCGAGCUUUACGAUUCAGCCCUCUAGCUAACGCUCCCCCCCGGGCGCACUGUCUUCAUCGCUUGGUUUCAGCCCGCGCGCCAGUCGUAGUCAAGCGCCCCAGUCGAUCCUGCCGCAACUAUGGGAAGCUACACGUUCAAGUGGGAACAUCCGGCAAGCGAUGUCUACGUGACCGGCACCUUCGACGACUGGGCAAAGAGCGUCCGUCUGGUGCAAAAGAACGGCGUUUUCACAAAGACGGUUGAGCUGCCUAAGAGUGACGAAAAGGUGCUUUAUAAGUUCGUCGUCGACGGUAAUUGGGUGACGAACGGAUCUGCCCCUCAAGAAGACGACGGCCACGGAAUCUACAACAACGUCCUCCACCCCACUGACAUCCAUCCCUCCCACAACCCACACAUCAUGUCCUCCGCCGCCCCCGAAGCUACUACUGCAGAGCUGGCCGGCGAGCAGCCGAAGGAGACGCCCUCCGACAUCCCCGGCGCCUUCCUCGAGACGCCUGCCGACGAGCUGCAGCAAUUUUCUGUCAAUCCCAUCCCCGCUUCUGAAGGUGACUCCAACCCCGUCAAGCUGGCGCCUGGCGAGGAAGUCCCUCACCCUAGCACAAUCAAUGCAAACACUGUCGACUCGACGGUCAAGGACGACGAGGAGCUCAAGGCGCAGGACGCCGAGAAGGAGCAGGCCUUUGGCGUGAGCCCGCUGCCGGGUACCAACACUGCUGGCAACCCUAUCAGCCUGGCUCCCGGCGAGAAGGUGCCUCACCACAGCGAAUACACCACCAAUGACGUCAACAGCAAUGUCACGCUGGACAAGGAGUCAUACGAGAAGGGCGCGUCGCUGCCCCCGCAGCUUGGUCCCGUCGUUACUCCCGACGCGGAGCGCAGCGCCCACAUGUUCGACAUCCCAGGCCUGACCAACAACAUGAUUCCCGAGUCGAGUCUGCCCAUGGGUUCUGCCGCUGGCGCCUCUGCCGCUGACCCUGGCGUUACCGUUCAGUCUUCGCACCCCGAGAGCACUACUGCUGCGCUCGCCGGUCAGGUCCCGAAGGAGCCGCGUGGCGUCCCCCAGGUCGUCUCUGAUAGCCAGGAGGCGGCGCACGUCUCGCCUGAGGCGGCUGCCAACCCCGAGGCUGUGCAGGAAAAGAGUGAGGUUGAGAACGAGCUUUUGAACGAGGUUCCUGAGCAGCCAGCAACCUCUGAGAACAACACUGCUGUUGAGACUGCCUCCGAGGUUGCCGGUGUGGUUGCUGGUGGUCUCGCGACCGCCGGCGUUGCCGCUGCUGGUGCUGCCGCCGUUGCAGGCGAAAAGGCUGCUGAGACUUACCAGCACUCGAUUGCGCCCACGGUGCAACAGGCCAUUGACAACAUGAACGCCGGUGGCCCUGCCGAUAACUUGCAUGAGCUCGCUGAGAAGGCCUCUGAUUCUUCUGCCGAGACUGCUUCCGACGUCCCCAAGCCCGUUGCUGACUCCAUCGCUGAGGCUCACGCCAGCCCCGAAGCCGCUGCCAACCCCGAGGCUGUUUCUGAGAAGAAGGACAUGGAGAGCGAGCUGCUGGACAAGGUCCCCGAGUCCAACGAGACGGGCAAGCCGGCACCUUCCAGCGCCGUCCUUCCCGAGGCUGACGUUCCCGAGGUCGUCGCUGAGUCGAUUGCCCAGGCUCACGCUGACCCUGAGGCUGUCACCAACCCGGAGGCUGUUGCCGACAAGCACAACAUGGAGGAAGAGCUUCUCCACAGCGUGCCGAAGGACAACGCCACCGGUGAGCACGCGCCUGCCAUUGCCGGCACCGAGGCCGUCCCGGAUGUCGUGAAGGAAUCGAUUGCACAGGCCGACCAGCCCGCGGAGGCUGUCACGAACCCCGAGGCUGUUCAGCAGAAGUCGGCUAUGGAGAACGAGCUUGCCCACACCGUCCAGCCGACUGAUGAGAUCGCCGACGUUGCGCCCACCGAGAGCGCCGCGCUUACCGCUACGGCUCCCGAAGCUACCACCCAGUCGACUCACUCUCCCGCUGAUGCUGAUGCGUCUGCCCUGGGCCCCCAGUCCCUCACUGACGGCGAGCCUCUUAAGUCGUCCUCCGAGCCCGAAAUACCUGUUACCACCAUCAGCGUGGCCCCUACUGGUCAGGCGGAGCAUGCUACCGAGCCUCCCGCGACGUCUACUGGCACUGCUGACCCUACCACCGAAGAGAAUGCCGCCAAGACUGGCCUCAACGCUCCGGCUGAGCAGCCUGCUCAGUCCGUGGCUACCGAGGCUGGCCAACUGGCUGCUCAGCCUGACCCCGAGGAGCAGUCCCGCGACGUUAGCCCCAUGAGCAAGCCUCAGACCACCGAGCAGACCGAGCCUACUGUCACGACGGGCACCGGUGAAACCACCGCCCCGGCCACGUCGGGCCCGGACGCUACCACUGAGACCCCUGCCGGUGAGGCUAAGACGGACGGCCCGCCCAAGUCCAGUGGCUCUGCCGAUGGCUCCAAGUCCGAGAGCGACAAGGCCGCUGCUGCGGCUGCCGAGGAAGAGAAGAAGAAGAAGAACACGAACCGGAGGAGCUUCUUCGCCAAGCUGAAGGACAAGUUCACUUCGCACAAGGCUUAAGUUCCCUGGUGAUUUUUGCAGUGGCAUCGAGGAAGUCGAGAAGCUGUAGAUGAAAUCCAACAAUGGAGGGAAUAAUGGCUAAAUCGCGGAGGAUGAUGACGAGACGACUGGGUGGGGGGCAACGAUGAGACGCGAUCCGGUCUCGCUACAUGUCUGAGCGAAUCUGGCCGGUGGGUAACUGAUGGUUGAUGGAUGGUUAGGAGGCU
This is a messenger RNA of Aplosporella prunicola CBS 121167, 3031 nucleotides long. Its product is annotated as carbohydrate-binding module family 48 protein. Bases 357 to 2825 code for a protein of 822 amino acids. The transcript is spliced from 3 exons. The record is from RefSeq and is a predicted model, not a curated record. NCBI's taxonomy places the organism in Eukaryota, Fungi, Ascomycota, Dothideomycetes, Botryosphaeriales, Aplosporellaceae.